Messenger RNA from Bombina bombina (fire-bellied toad), 3674 nucleotides. RefSeq names its product Rho GTPase activating protein 18 (gene ARHGAP18). Bases 209 to 2155 code for a protein of 648 amino acids. Lineage: Eukaryota; Metazoa; Chordata; Amphibia; Anura; Bombinatoridae. The record is from RefSeq and is a predicted model, not a curated record. Gene Ontology annotation, cellular component: cytoplasm. Gene Ontology annotation, molecular function: GTPase activator activity. Gene Ontology annotation, biological process: regulation of small GTPase mediated signal transduction; signal transduction; regulation of actin filament polymerization. The transcript is spliced from 15 exons.
UUAAAACAAGCUGAAUUCUUUUGUGGACUUAGAAAGUGGAAAAUCUGAAGUUGUAAAAAUCUAUAUCUGAAGCUUUCCUGCAAAAUAUUGAUUUACAUUUUUCUCUUCAAUGUCUCCCUCAUUAUUGGAAACAACACGAGCAGUGACUGCUAAUAUGAAGUAUAUGGAUGUGCAACUUUCCUAAUAAGCUGUCUCUCUUGGAAUCCAGAUGAAUUCUAAGCAGUUUAAUCUGUCCGGGAUGGAUAAUAUGGUCACCAAACUUGUGCUCAAUAUGCAGCGUAGUCGAAAAUCUGGACAAUACACGAUGAACCGUGGCAAUUCUAAUGAAAAAAUAGCAUUUAACCGUUCUGGGUCACAAGACUCAUUGGAUGAUCUGUCUUUGGAAGACUACUGGAUAGAAGUUGAAGAUAUUAAGAAAAACACAGAUAACAGCAGUCAGGAAGAACAAGCAGUUGUUGUUAAAGUGCCUGAUGAAGGAGAGCAAGAAGAGGAAUGGCUGAAGGAAGCGGGUCUUUCCAUUCUAUUUGGGGAAAGCACUGCUGACUCCCAAGAAAGCAUGGUGUUCCUGUCUACGCUAACACGCACGCAGUCGGCAGCAGUGCAGAAACGGAUAGAUACAUUCACACAGACCUUACGGAAAAAAAACAAGCAACACCAAAUCCCUGAUGUCAGAGAUGUUUUCCGGCAGCCGCAAGAGUUAAAGAAAAAAGAUGAAGAUCUGAAUGGAUUUGAAUCAACUGAAACCAAAAAUGGAGAUCUUAAUGACAAAUCAGAUUGUACAGCACAGAACAAUGAUUCAAAGGAAGAACUAACUGUUCCUGAGGAAUCUCCUGUUCCAGUAACUGAUAUCAACUUAGAAAUUUCAUUUGCUGAGCAAGCUUCAAAUCUAAAGGAGUUUUCCGUUGUCAAAAAUGAAAAAGAAGAUGAUUCUUUGCUACCCAAUUUCAGGGUUCCACAAGACAAAACAGGUAUCACAAAGGUUGGUGAUUUGGCUCCUCAAGAUAUGAAGAAGGUGUUAUCCUUGGCAUUAAUUGAGCUGACGGCAUUAUUUGAUGUACUUGGCACCGACCUUAAACUGCAAAGAGCUGCAAAAUUAAAAUUCAGAGAGUCGGGCCUGUUUAAAGUGCCUUUGACUACUUUACUAGAACAGGAUCAGAAAAGAGUUCCUGGAACCCGUGUGCCUCUGAUAUUUCAAAGUCUGAUACAUCAUAUAGAAAAUGAAGGACUAGACACAGAAGGGAUUUUGAGAAUACCAGGUGUUUCUACUAGAAUAAAGGCUCAAUGCCAAGAACUGGAAGCCAAGUUUUAUGAGGGAACAUUCAACUGGGAUACAGUGAAGCAGCAUGAUGCAGCCAGUCUUUUAAAGUUCUUCAUCCGAGAGCUCCCUUUGCCUUUACUAACAGUGGAAUACCUGAAAGCUUUUCAUUCUGUCCAGUAUCUUCCAACAAAAAAGAAUCAGCUUCAGGCACUGAAUCUCCUUGUUAUCCUUCUUCCUGAUGUACACAGGGAUACCUUAAAGGCUCUGCUUGAAUUCUUACAAAGGGUUGUGGAUCACCGGGAGCAGAACAAAAUGAUUCUUAGAAAUGUGGCAAUGGUUAUGGCUCCCAAUCUUUUCACAUUGCACAACUCACAGCCAAGAACUGUGGAUCAAGUCGUUUUAGCUAGUGCAGCCCGUACAGCUUCUGUGAUGCUUCUUAUGAUUAAAUAUCAAAACCUCCUGUGGACGAUUCCAAAGUUUAUUGUUGGCCAAGUAAGACAGCAAAAUACCGCCAACCAGAAGAAAUUAACGAAAGAAAAGGCUAUGAAAAAGAUAUUGAAACGGAUGGCGUACGAUCGCGAGAAGUAUGAGAAAGCAGAGAGGAGCUUGAAUGAUAGUGAUGUGCCUCAGGGAUUCAUACGGGUUCAAGCCCCACAAUUUUCCAAAGUUUCAAUGGCCAUACAACUAACCGAAGAACUUAAAGCUGGAGAUAUUCUAGCCCGGUUUCUCAGCCAAGAUGGCGGAACCUCAAGAAAUAUAAAGAAAGAGGAAGUUUGCCUAUAUGAAAUUGGAGGAAACAUUGGGGAACGCUGCCUGGAAGAUGGCACCUAUAUGAAGGACCUGUCUCAACUCAAUCCCAGUGCUGAUUGGGUUAUAAAACCCAAAUCCAAUGUAUGAGAUACUAAUAGUCACAAAAUCAAAGAUUUCUGUUAUUUAAUUAAAUAUUACUGCACAAGACUUUAUUACCAUAAAAAUAUGGAUGUACUUCAUAAUAAAAUCAAAUGUGCAUGAUUACUUUGUAAUCAUUAUGAAGAUGAACAAUUUUUUGCUAUUACUGCCAAUGAGGACAACAGUGCAGAAUGGAACUCCUAUUACACAUAUCUAUCAAUGUUAACUGUGUCUUAUUUCAUUGUAUACAGAAAAUAUAUAUUAGUAGAGCUGGCACCUACGUAUUUCUGUACUUUUUUUUUUUUUUUAAUAGCUAUGACAAAAUAUAAACCAGCAAUAAAUAUUUGCCUUAGAAUGAGAUAGCUUUAAAUGAAUAAUUUAUACAGUUUCACAGCCUUAAUAAAUACUGACCAAUUCUCUGUGAUUAAAAACUGUAAUGUUUUUUUGUUUAAUGUAAUAUUUUCUAUUUUACUUUAAACUUUUGAAGGAUAUCCUGUAGGAAGUAUUUUGUAUAGAUUUUUUUUGUGUUUAUAUUUGUAAAUAUGUCCUCAUCUAUGUAUAUGGUCAGAUUUGGUUUCGAUUUGAGAACUUCCUCAUCUAAAAUAUCUUACGCAAGUGACCCGUAGUCAGUGACGAUUCCUUCCAUUUGUUUAAUGAAAGAAAAAUGUAUUGGUUCAACCUAAUAAUUUAAAUCUAGGUAUCCUACAUUUGAAUUCUGUAUAAUGCACAGUUUUUUUGUAAAAUAACUGACAUGACAAACAUUUAUGUCAAUUUUGUUUAUUGUUUUAAAACAAUGUAUGCAAGAAUCUACAUCAUAUCUAUAUGAUUGUAAAUGUUUGAUUAAAUUAGAACAUUGUUUAUUGUGCAAGUGCACACUAAAAAGGUACAAUCAUUAGUGUGCAUAUUCUCUGUAUAACAUGGUACACGAAUUCAAAUUUCCUGUUAAAGGGAUAUGAACAGCCAUCAAGAAUAUAUUCUUCUUAAGGUUAUAUGUUAUUUAUAAAAUCGGCUAUAUUCCAAAAUUAAUGUGAAUACCUUUUGCUGAAUCAUUGCUUGGAAGGAGGUAGGUAUGUUUAAUACAACUCCUGUUUCUAUAGACUCAGGGGUUGUAAAAAAACUAAAUCUGAGUCAGGCAGAAAAUUGAUAGGGCUGACCCUUCAUUCUCUAAGAAAGCAGCACUUAAGGAUGCCUUCAGGAUCAUUAACAGCAGGAACACUCUGUAUCUAUUGAGUAUGUAUUAGCUUUAAUGAAGAAGCCAAUGUGUUAACUGGUUAUCAAUAUGACUUAAAUCUUAAACAAAUCUAAUGUCUCUAAUGAUAAAGUAAUGGGUCAUUUUUGUUUUUAUUCAUCUUAAUAAAACUAGGCUUUACCCAUUUAUCGUUGUGCUGUUCCACUUUAGAUAACCAACACCCUCUUGUACUAUAUUAUAAGCAGAUGUUAUUAUUUUGUCUUGUUGCAUCACUGUGACUUUGUAUAUCAUGACUGUGACAUUCAUAUGUAUAUAAAAUAGAUAUAUACUCAAAACAAA